This is a messenger RNA of Cynara cardunculus var. scolymus (artichoke), 3084 nucleotides long. RefSeq names its product MDIS1-interacting receptor like kinase 2-like. The record is from RefSeq and is a predicted model, not a curated record. Gene Ontology annotation, biological process: protein phosphorylation. The coding region runs from base 1 to 3084 and encodes 1027 amino acids. NCBI's taxonomy places the organism in Eukaryota, Viridiplantae, Streptophyta, Magnoliopsida, Asterales, Asteraceae. The transcript is spliced from 2 exons. Gene Ontology annotation, molecular function: ATP binding; protein binding; protein kinase activity.
AUGGCAAUGGCACCUCUUAUCAUCAUCAACAAACCCACCUUCUUCCCUUUUAUCACACUCUUAUUUGCUACCCUUUUCUGUAUCCCAUGUCUUGCUCAUCCCAGUUCUUCCCAUGAUCAACUUAAUGCUCUCCUCAAAUGGAAAUCAACCCUCCAAACCCAAAACCACACCAUCUUACUUCCUUCAUGGACCCAUCAAACAACGUCAUCGCCAUGCAACUGGUAUGGGAUUUCCUGCAAUUCCGAUGGCACCAUUGCCAGGUUGAACCUUUCGUCUUCUUCCUUAAACGGUACUCUACAACACUUCUCGUUUUCAUCGUUUCCAAACCUUACACAUUUGGAACUUAGUUUAAACUACUUUUCUGGAAUCAUCCCAUCUGAGAUCGGUCUCCUGGUAAACCUCGUGUAUCUUGAUUUUUCUUCUAAUCAAUUCUCCGGGAUAAUCCCACCGGAAAUUGGACGUUUAACAAAUCUUGUCACCCUUCACUUGUUUGAUAAUCAGCUGAUCAAGGGUUCGAUUCCGCGAGCCAUAUGCGAGAUGAGGUUCCUUUCUGAGCUUGCUUUGUAUAACAACACGAUUUCCGGUUCUAUUCCUACUUGUUUGGGUCAGUUGUCUAAAUUGAGUUAUAUUUAUCUCAAUUAUAACAACAUUUCUGGUUCCAUUCCUUAUGAACUGGGAAAUCUUUCUGAUCUUGAAGAGCUUCAUAUGAACAACAACUAUCUUACUGGUUCUAUUCCCACAACUUUUGUCAAUCUGAAGAAGCUAACCGUCUUGAUUCUCUUCGAGAAUCAUUUAAAUGGAUCAAUCCCCACAGAUAUUGGCAAAUUGAAGUCCCUCCGAUGGGUGGAGCUCCAAAUGAACAAUCUCAGYGGUCCGAUUCCWSRGUCUUUAGGUGARCUCRRRUCYCUYYRUCUUCUUCGUCUMYACUCGAACAAACUUUCUGGUCCMCUWCCGCAAGMGUUAGGAAAUWUGAUAUCCCUUUCUWMUCUGSAAUURGGKRKCAAYCAACUCAAYGGUUCCAUUCCAYCUUCRUUUGRUAAWCUASARARUUUAGAAAKAUUKUCUCUWAGKRAMAAUCAAUUWUCUGGUYYMWUUCCACAAGAAAUGGRAAAACUGAAGCUGAYUSUAAUAGAAAUUACYAACAACAGYUUUUCYGGUAGUUUGCCKGAUAAAAUCUGYRRCRGAGGGAMACUURAGAKGCUYYUAGUUGGWRAUAAUAAUYUYACWGGUCRAAUUCCRARKAGUUUGUACAACUGUUCGAGUUUGAUUCGAGUACGUUUUGAUGGAAACCAGAUCACCGGAGAUMUUUCSGARAGCUUYGGUGUCUAUSYGCAUCUCAAUUACAUCAAUCUYAACGAUAAUAAGGUUYAYGGGGAACUCUCUAACAACUGGAGUAAGUGUAGAAACYURACCACKAUGCAGAUGGGAGGGAAUCGAAUCAGUGGCAAUAUACCUCCUUCUUUCGGAAACUCACCAAAACUAGAAGUACUUAAUCUUUCUUCUAAUGAUUUGGUCGGAGAGAUACCGAAAGAAUUUGGAAGGAUAUCUGGCCUGGUGAACCUUUAUUUAAGCAAUAACCAGCUUUCUGGUGUCGUGCCGAUGAAUCUAGGAUCGCUAGAUGAACUCUCGUAUCUUGAUCUGUCGAUGAACAAGUUUAAUGAGCGGAUUCCAUCUUCUUUAGGGAAUUGCUCAAAACUCUUUCACUUAAACUUGAGCAACAACRRAUUUACUCAYGARAUCCCRGUUCAAAUCGGUMGAUUGUUUCACUUAUMUGWUCUUGAUCUGAGUCAUAAUUCGCUCACYRGMGAGAUACCAUCUUCKCUYUCAAGUCUSAMUAGUUUGGAGACGCUCRAUCUUUCUCACAAUCAACUKUCUGGUUAUAUUCCGAAGACCAUGGAAUCAAUGAACGCAUUAUGGAGCAUUGAUCUCUCGUAUAACCAGUUGGAAGGYCCGAKUCCCKUUAGCAAAGGCUUKAUGAAUGUUUCGRUAGAAGGGAACARAGGUUUGUGCGGUAAUGUUAACGGAUUGCMGCGAUGUAGAUCAAUAACGCAAACCCGAAAUCGAAACCAUAAACUUGUGCUUUUGAUUUCCCUUUCACUUCUUGGAGCGUUUUUAUUUUGUGGUCUUUCGGGAAUUUUCAUCUUUUAUUGGAGAAAGAAAAGGCCAUCGAUGGACGAUGAAGAUAAAAAUGGCGAAGAUUUCUUUUCGAUUUCUACUUUUGAUGGAAGGAAGACUUACAAUCAAAUCCUGAAGGCAACCGGGGAGUUCAAUGGAGCGUAUUGCAUCGGAAAAGGAGGAUGCGGGAGUGUAUACAAAGCGAAUAUGGCAUCGGGUGAAACAGUUGCGGUGAAGAGACUUCAUUCGUCCUCAGAAAUGGUGAAUCGYGWUGAUUUUCUKAAMGAARUUAGGGCAUUGACGAGAAUAAGACACCGAAACAUCGUGAAACUACAUGGGUACUGUUCGCACGCUCAAAACUCGCUUCUGGUUUACGAGUAUUUUGAAGGGGGUAGUUUGGUUGAAAGCUUGAACAACGACGAAGUUGCUCAAGCUUUCGAUUGGAACAAGAGGGUGAACGUUAUCAAAGGUGUCGCUCAUGCUUUAUCUUACAUGCACCAUGACUGUUCACCCCCAAUUGUUCAUCGAGACAUAUCGAGCAAAAAUAUUUUGCUCGAUUCGGAAUGUGAAGCGUGUGUUUCGGACUUUGGCACGUCCAAGAUUUUGAAUCUCGAGUCAUCUAACUGGAGUAACCUUGCCGGAACGUACGGAUACCUUGCACCAGAACUUGGUUGUUCCAUGAAGGUAACAGAAAAGUGUGAUGUUUAUAGUUUCGGGGUUCUAACGUUAGAAGUGAUGAAAGGAGAGCAUGCAGGUGAUCUAAUUACUUUUUUAACGUCAUCGUCGACUGAAAACAUUGAGGUCAAGGAUUUGUUGGAUCAUCGUCUUCCGGUUCCCAGCCCAAAAAUGAAGAAAGUUAUAACAUCGAUUUUGAUCAUAGCAAUAAGAUGUGUGAAUUCGAACCCAAAAAUAAGGCCUACCAUGUAUGAUGUUUCCCAGAAAAUUGCAUGUUUUAUUUCUGACAUGUGA